GAUCAUACCAUCAAGCAGGGAGGGGCGGCGCGCUGAUGGUCUACAGGUAGAGAGCAGGAGGGAGAGGAGGAGAGAAAGAGAGAGGAGUGCGGUGCGCGAACAUCAGAGAAGAUGAGUGACAGUCGGAAAAGAAGCAGCAUGUAAAAUUAUGGUAUUCUGGAAAUUAUAAGACGACAUGAAAUGUUGAAGUGGUAAAAAUGAACAAACCCAAAAUGGCCACAGAGAAAGGCGUUCCCAGUAACUCCAGGGUACUGAUGCUCCUGGGCCAGCUGGAGAGGAUGAAUGGAGAGGCCAUGGUGAAGGAUGUCGAAACGGCAAGACAGAUCACUGCAAAGAUAUUUCAUCUCAUACAGACACAGGAGAAGAGCGGAAAAGAGGUGAUGUCUAAAGGCUCCAGUGGCAUGGAGGUCAUCCUGGCUUCACUGGAGAAUACCAGGGAUGUCCAGACCACUCUGAACAUUUUGUACAUUCUCAGUGAGCUGCUGACUGUGGGCAGAGGCCGCAGGGUGGCAGUAUUUGUGUCUAAAGGAGGAACAGGAAUAUUAUUCCAGAUUCUGAUCUCUGCUAGUAAAGAGCUGCCUCCGAGUGAGGAACUCAUGCUGCAGCUGCACUCACUGCUCGCCAAGGUUGGCCCAAAAGACAGAAAGUUUGGAGUGAAGGCCCGUUUGAGCGGAGCGCUGAACGCCACAGUCAACUUAACGAAACAGAACCUACAGAAUACCAAACUGAUUCUGCCCUGCCUGCAGGUUCUCAGGGUUUACUCCACCAACUCGGUGAAUGCUAUUUCUUUGGGCAAGAACGGAGUGGUGGAGCUCAUGUUAAAGAUAGUCGUGCCGUACAGCAAGAAGAGCACCAGCCUGCUGAAGGUAGCUCUGGAUGCACUGGGAGCACUGCUCAAAUCCAAAACGAAUGCUCGCCGUGCAGUGGAUGGCGGACAUGUGCCUGUCUUGCUGGCUCUGUACCAGGACUGGCAUCGCAAUGACACACGGCAUCGCCACAUGCUGAUUCGCAAAGGGCUGCUGGUCUGCCUCAGGAACAUCACCAACAUCAAGCUCGGCAGGAAAGCCUUCAUAGACGCUGAUGGCAUGAGGAUCCUCUACAACUCAUCCACCGAGUGUCUCCCGGUGCGGACUCUGGAUCCUCUCGUCAACACCUCGAGUCUCAUCAUGAGGAAGUGUUUUCCUAAGAACCGUCUGCCUCUGCCCACCAUCAAAUCGACCUUCCACUACCAGCUGCCACAUGUACCUGCUGCAGGGCCUGUGGCACAGCUCUACAGCCAGCCACCUGGGGGAAGAAAAAUUCAUCAGCUCUGCAACAGGCCCUUAAAGAAGGUGGAUGAUGUGGUGGACGAAAGUGACGAUAACGAGGAGACGGACGCGGACACAGAGAACGAUACAGAGAAUGAGGAGGACGAGAAGGAUCAGCACGCCGCGAAUGAUGACAUAGAGACGGACCUAAACAAGCUACAUCCCAAAAAGAACCCUGGCCGUCCGUUUGAAGAGUUGAGGGUCUAUGAGAGGUUCUUCUUGGAGCUUUCUGAAGAUUUCCAGGGUUAUAACUUUGAAUCCUCAAAGAGUGCCUCUACCACAUCUUCAUCAUUGUCUUACACUUCAUCAUCAGCCUCAACUCGAUCCACUCGGCCAAUCAUAGUGCCCACAGCUCAAGCCCUGUCCCCAAAGCACGUCCCCGUAUUGAGCUUGCAGGUGGAUUGCAACCCUACCAAAGGACAACACACCCUGCCGUCUCCUGCGCCCACUCCUGCUCCCCGUGCUCCUCUAACACCUCUAGAACUGGACUCCAUCCACCUCACCAAGGACCAAGACAAAAAAGAGGAAGCCCACAUUCCUUCCCCUGACACGCAUACAACAUUGUCCUCCCUCACCAGGCCUCCUUCUCAAGGCCAGAUGAUAGAACAGGACCUAGCACAUGUGUUGGACUGUGUCUCUCUAGAAGAGGAGGGGGCUCUGAACACAGGAGAAGAAGGAGAAAGGGGAAUCAAACAAGAAGGAUCUCCAGUCAAUGCCACGAGGCACAUACAAUCUCCUCUGCUCUUAGGGGGCAUCUCUACUCGACGUGUGGGAGGAGGAGGCAGUAACUGGGGGUCAGAUUGUGGCUCAGAGGGUGCAGAGGACGAGGGAGCAGUUCUGGAGGUGCCAGACACGGCGCUGCUCCUCCCGCUGCAUGACCCCGACCUGUACGUGGAGAUGGUGAAGGGAACAGGCUCCGUACCCCAGUACGCUGAAGUGGCUUACCCAGACUACUUUGGCCAUGUAGCUUCAACAUUUAGGGAACCCCUUCAAGAGAGAGUUUAUGGUGUACAGAGGUCUAAAAUAUUCCAGGACAUUGAGAGGCUGAUCCAUCCUAAUGAUAUCGUGGAUAAAGUAGUUUACGACCUGGACAUUCCCAGUUGUCCUGUGAUUGAAGACGAUGGCGAAUCACUGAAGUUCAACUCUCAGUUUGAGUCUGGCAACCUCAGGAAGGCAGUUCAAAUUAGGAAAUAUGAGUAUGACCUGGUGCUGAAUUCAGACAUCAACAGUAAUCACUACCACCAAUGGUUCUACUUUGAGGUGAGCGGCAUGCGUGUUGGAACCACCUACCGCUUCAACAUCAUCAACUCUGAGAAGUCAAACAGCCAGUUCAACUACGGCAUGCAGGUGCUGAUGUACUCGGUGCAGGAGGCGAUCAGUGGCAGGCCUCGCUGGGUCAGAACAGGAACAGACAUCUGUUACUACAAGAAUCACUUUGCUCGGAGUUCCAUUGCAGCUGGUGGUCAGAAAGGAAAGUCCUAUUAUACGAUGACCUUCAGCACAAGCUUCAGCCAUAAGGAUGAUGUCUGUUACUUCGCCUAUCAUUACCCUUAUACAUACUCCACUCUUAAGAUGCACCUGUCCAAACUGGAGGCUUUGAGGACCCCUCAGAUCUACCUGAGACAGGACGUCCUGUGUGAAACUCUGGGGGGAAACAACUGCCCCCUUCUCACCAUCACUGCCAUGCCAGAGUCCAACUCCAAUGAUUACAUCUGUCAAUUCAGGAAUCGUCCAUUGAUCUUCCUGUCGGCCAGAGUGCACCCUGGAGAGACCAACGCCAGCUGGGUAAUGAAGGGCACGCUGGAGUUCCUGAUGGGCACCAGCCCACUGGCAGCCAGCCUCAGAGAGGCCUACAUCUUCAAGAUAGUCCCCAUGCUUAACCCUGAUGGAGUUGUAAAUGGAAAUCAUCGUUGUUCUCUGAGUGGAGAGGAUUUGAAUCGCCAGUGGCAGAACCCCAAUCUUGAGCUCCACCCCACCAUCUACCACACUAAGAGCCUGCUGCAGUACCUUGCACACAUACAAAGAGCACCACUGGUGUUUUGCGACUACCACGGUCAUUCCAGGAAGAAGAAUGUGUUCAUGUACGGCUGCAGCGUGAAGGAGACCGUCUGGCAGUCCAAUAUCAGUGCUACGUCCAGUGACUUACUAGAGGACCUUGGAUACAGGGCUCUUCCCAAGAUCCUGUCCCAGAUCGCCCCGGCCUUCAGCAUGGCGAGCUGUAGUUUUGUGGUGGAGCGCUCCAAAGAGUCAACCGCCCGCGUGGUUGUGUGGAGAGAGAUAGGAGUGCAACGCAGCUACACCAUGGAGAGCACGCUCUGUGGCUGUGACCAGGGCAAAUAUAAGGGUCUUCAAAUCGGCACCAGAGAGCUGGAGGAGAUGGGAGCUCAGUUCUGUGUGGCCCUGCUGAGGCUGAAGAGGCUCACGGGGCUUCGCAAUCACCAACACCUCCUGGAUUUAGAGAGCGAUAUCAUUGGGACACAGUCUAAAGUGGUCAGCAGCAGUCCCACCACCUAUGUGAUGGAGGAGGACGAGCCGUCCUUUCUGGAGGCGAUAGACUACAGCGCAGAGAGCAACGACGAGGACGCCGAGCCUGAAAACGAGCACGCCACUGACGUCCAAGGGACUCCCGAUCACAUCGAUCAGCUGUCGGACACUGAGACGAAUCACAGGGACUAACGCUGAGGUUUUUAUGUCCUCUAACACCAGGCAAUUUGAGCUUAUGAGCUGAUCUAAAAUUAAAUAUGUCACGGGUGAAAUAGAACACAGUUCUCACUUUGACUAGCUUAGAUUUACACCUAACCCUAUUAUAUAGACACUUUAUGAUGGUACGUAGGCUACGCUGAGGUGCUCCUUUCCCAGAUGGAUUGAUUUUGUUGGCCCUCUGGAGCCAACUGUGUUGCUCAAUGAAUGUUCUCACCUUUCACCGUCAUCCUAUAACCUUCAUGAACUGUAACCCCUGACCUCAGACACCAUAUAGCCUCUGAGAUCCACGUAUAGCUAGCCAGAGCAGCAAACAGCAGGCACCGCCGAUCCUUAACUUGAACCCUCGUCCACUCGCUCAUUUCCUCACAGCCGAUCUCACACUGAAGCUACCUGACCGGGCUGUGGUAGUGUAAUAGAGCCAGUGGCUUCUGUAGGUACUGUUUUUGAAUCCCCUCUCACACAUCAGUCAACCAGUGUUAGGUGCUGAUGGGAGGAAACUGGAUCUCCCCCACUGACAAGCUUACAGAUCCAACCAACCUGCCUUCUUGUUUCCUUUGUCCUUCCUUGCUUUAGUCUUGCACUUUAACUUUAUACUCCUUUUGGUGACACUUCCUUGUGUACCUCCUUGCUUGCCUCCUUGUUCCCUUCCUUUUUUUUUUCUGAAAAGCCAAGGUAGUGGUGUCUAAAUGAGAUGCAGGGAUGACCAAACAAACGUCAUCCCGAGUGUCCCAUGUAGAAAAACCUACUCAGAUGUAACUACACUUGAGUCGUGACCUCACUUCCUCUCUUUAACCCCUCCCUCUUCUUCGGCCGCAGUCCGAUAAUCCAUGUGCUGUUUGCCUUGCUUUAUCCAAAACUGAAACUAUUUAUAUCACUCAAAUGUAGAAUGUUCACGUCUUUUAUCAAGACAAACCUUGUACUAUAACAUAAAUGCAGAUAUAAACACAUACCACAUACUAACUCUAACACAGGUCUGGUUUGAGUGUCUCUGUCACGUAGAGCAUUAAAAACAUGAAGAUGGACUGUAAAAAUAUCCACUCGCACUGUUGGUGUUUUUAAUAAUAGUAAUAAAAGCCGUAACGAACAAGACGCAUGAGCUGCAGAGAGCAGAAAAACCCUUUUGCACUUUGGAUAAACACUAUACACGCAAAACAAAGAGAAACAAACUAAAUGGAAACAUCACUUUGUCAGUUUGCAAACCUCAACUUCAGUCACCUCAUUAGUUUGAAGUUCUCCAAAGCUGGUGGUAACAUUGCUGUGAUGUUUUAAAAAAUUAUACUGGAAUUUAAUUUCCUUUUUAUCCGUUCCUCAAAUCUGUGUGUACAUUUUGUGGAUUUGCAGAGGAGAAACCCCAUGCAUAAAUAACAGAUGGUGCUUUGUAUUGAGAGUAUAAAGUAGUUUGUUUAUUUCUUUAUUUGUUCAUGGAGAUGAGGUACGCUUCUGUUGUACAGCUAUCGCAUGGCGAUGUUUUUAUUUUGUAAUUUAUUAAAUAUUGUUUUUUUCUGGGAUGCAAACCUGUAUGUAUAUGAGGCAUUUUGAGUGUAUGAGUGCAAGUGUGUGUGUGUGUGUAGGAGUUUAAGUUAUUCCAUUAUUCAGCUCAGCUAAUGCUCUUACAGUGUGUUUCUUCUUUCAAUUUGAUUAUCCCGUCUCACUCCCCCUUACCCAAUCAUUCUCUCUCUCUCCUCCCCUCUAACCUCUUUCAUUCCCUCAUUUUCUAUCUUUCUCUUGGCUCUACUUUCUUUCAGAUUUUACUCAUGAACAACUGAUAAACCCAGGGAGGUCAUUUUUCUGGGCGCGUGUGUGUAAAGGAUAUAUGAUGUGAAACAAUAUCCCUAUGAGAACUGUUAUAUUUAUGUUUUGUCCGUAGCAGUUUACGUCGGGAUACUCUUGUUUUUAUGUUCGUUUUGAGGGAAACAAGAUAGCAACUCAUUUUAAGUUGAUUGUAACGCAGAAAAUUGGAGAGUGGAGACAUGGGAAAUAAAAUGUGAAUGUCGUAAA
Molecule: messenger RNA, 6008 nt
Organism: Sebastes umbrosus (honeycomb rockfish)
Lineage: Eukaryota; Metazoa; Chordata; Actinopteri; Perciformes; Sebastidae
Gene: agtpbp1
Product: ATP/GTP binding protein 1
Exons: 27
Coding region: 198-3983 (1261 amino acids)
Biological process (GO): protein side chain deglutamylation; proteolysis; C-terminal protein deglutamylation
Molecular function (GO): metallocarboxypeptidase activity; zinc ion binding
Source: RefSeq, a predicted model, not a curated record